Messenger RNA from Protopolystoma xenopodis, 513 nucleotides. NCBI's taxonomy places the organism in Eukaryota, Metazoa, Platyhelminthes, Monogenea, Polystomatidea, Polystomatidae. The record is from the annotation of a GenBank genome assembly.
AUGGGCACUUUUCGUUCUCACCACCAUCUUCAAAUACAGCUAGGUAUGAUCCAAGCCAAUGAUCGUAUCCUAUCGGUCGAUGGUCAAGCCAACGAUAACUUCGAAAAAACAUUAGAACUAAUGAAGAAUUCGAAGACUGGCGUAAGGCUAAAGAUUGCCCGCAUGGUUCCAGUACUACCGACUACUUCCCUCUCCACGUCAAAUAACUCGCCUGACCCUGCCUCAAGACAGCCUCAGGUUAACUCGGAGACUGCAUCACCAGCUCCUCUUCAGCCCAGCCAUAAACCUGCCUCUGGUGCUUAUAACCCUCAGGCCGAGGCGAUCGAGAGCCUAGGAGCUGGACGGCCUGAGGAUAUUUCCAGAAACAGAAAAACUCCACUCGUGCCUGGCGUCGAGACUGUGAUUGACUUGGUCAAAAAGCCUGGCAAAGACCUCGGUUUCUCCAUUGUUGGCGGGCAGGAUACUGUACUCGUGGGUUUAUUUUAUUUUAGCCUCUUGUUCUUUUAUUUCUGA